Ipomoea triloba (trilobed morning glory) is the source of this 486-nucleotide messenger RNA. RefSeq lists its product as uncharacterized. The record is from RefSeq and is a predicted model, not a curated record. The transcript has a single exon. Bases 1 to 486 code for a protein of 161 amino acids. Lineage: Eukaryota; Viridiplantae; Streptophyta; Magnoliopsida; Solanales; Convolvulaceae.
AUGGUUUACGAUAAUGAUGUUAUCACAUCUGACCAUUCUGCAAUCUAUACUAAGAUUGAAGACCUCGAGGUGGUGAGGCAAGGUCAUAAGUUUAUGUUUGAGAACGUCUGGCUAAAGGAAGCUGGUUGCAAAGAGGUGGUAUUAGGAAAUUGGAACAUGAUGAUUGGAGAUAUUUUGCCUAAUCGGUUGAGCCAAUGCGGGAUGUUACUAAAGAGAUGGGGAGGAGAUUAUGCCAAGCGAUUAGAGAAGGAGAUUGUGUUUCUGCAAGCUCGUCUUAAUGUUUUGAGGGAUCGUAAUGAUAGCACAGCUCUUCAUAUGUUCCAAGAGUUAGAUGACAGACUGAGUACUUUAUAUGAUAAUCUGAACAUCAUUUGGAAACAAAGGGCGAAACAGUUUUGGCUCGCGAAAGGGGAUAGGAAUACCAAAAUUUUCCAUCUCCAAUGCUUCGGCAAGAAAAUGGAAAAAUCGCAUAAACAAGCUUUGUGA